AAGAAUUCCCAAGCAGUGAGCUAAAAGGAGAGGGCGGACUUGUCGGUCCAGUUCUUGACAUUUCAGGCUCUCAAAAUGUUACUCUUAACGCGCCUGUAACAAUCAGGAUUCCUCUCACCCUCCGUAAAGGAAAACAAGAGUUGGCAGAGUUAUGUCCUGGUGAACUGAGGAUAUUAUACUGUGAGUCCCUGGUUGAACCACAUGAGUGGAAAGACAUUACAGAUCAAUUGGAUGAACAGCCACGUCUUGUAGAUGGGAAAGUGCAAUUCAAAGUUAGGCAUUUCUCUAGGUAAGUAUUUAUUGUCGGCUUUAUUUGAAAAAUAUAACGCAAGACCUAAAGGAAAUUUAACACUAUUAUAGUGUACAGUCAUACGAGCAUAUAUUUCUGUUAGUUAAAUAUCGAUUCAAUAAUUGAAAUGAUCACCCAAUAGGAAGACCCAAGAUUAUUGUGCAAUGGCUGAUAAUCAUUUCCGUUGGGUUGCUUGAACUUUAAUUGGUUUUUCCUUUUCUUUUUUUUUUGAUAGACUCCGUCCAAUCAAGUUGAUCAGAUCACUUUUACAAUCUACUUCAGGCUUCACUGAGUUUGUAGGAAAACUUUGCAGUAGGUCUAGGCCUCAGUAUGCCCGAUUUUUUACGUGCUUGUGUAAGACCACUGUUCCUGGACAUUUUGAGCUCAAACUUUUCUGCUAUCCUCCAAGACUGCAAUAUGAUGUAAAACAGCUAAUAUCAGAGUUUGUCGUACCCUACAAAGGCGGAGGCACCUCUUAUAAACCAGUCUGUGAAGAAGAGAAAAUUUUGGUGUCACUUUCUGAGGCAAUCAUACCCCAAGGCACAGACGAGAAAAACGCCUUACAAUUUGUGAGGUAUCAUAUGAUAGAAUUUAUUUUUGGCCCAUUUAGUAGACAUGAUUUAAUUGAAUACUUUUAGAUACGGUCAUGCUAGUUUUGCAUAGAAAUCAGUCAUUCAUUCUAUUGUAAAAUAGUACAUGCUUCAAUUCUUAAUUAACCAUUUUUCGCCAUGGCUAUUCUAAGUUUCUUGUCGAUCAAUAGGGCCAUGGAGGUAUACAUGUUGGUUUUGUUUUGGCGCGAUUGUCUUCAAAUGCUCGUUUUUAAAGAUUUAGGAGGGCUCUUAUCAAAAGUGCUGUAUUUUCGAUUGUAAGAAAAGAUUUCAAAGGGUAUGCUUUCCUAGAGGAAGACUCGGCUGGUGAAGUGUACGUUGGGUUUGUCUCAUUUAAAUUCAUUUCAUUUUUUACAGAUUCCGUGAGAACGAAGUUUUUUACUCAGGUGUUGAAGUCUGCUUAGGAAGUGACAGCGUUCCAAAAUUGAAGUUUUUCGACCAAAGUCGUGAACUUUUAUGCAACAUGAACAUAGUAUUAGCGUCUCAAGUAAGUGAAAUUUUACGGUUUGUGGAUUUGCUUAUUAAAUGCACUUUUAGCCCAGAGCUAAUAUAGUACUGAUGCCAACCUUACUAUAGUAGAUGACUGUGAACUAAAAUGAUUAGUGGCGCUGUAACCACAGGCAGUCCAAGCUCCGGUCGUGAGAUGAUCAUCUUGCAAAAUAAGAGUCAUGGCGGAAAUUUGAGCUUUUAUGGAAAUAAUUAUCACCGCUCUUUGGAAGUAAAAAGACAGUCAAAUUCUCAAAAAUAAUACCUCACCUUAAUUCCAAAGUGCAUUGCUUGUUGUCUGACGGCUUGCUAUGUUGAAAAAAAAACAUUUUAGCGAGUUAUCCAUUUCUAGGUUUCCUUCUCCCAGGAGUAGUAAACCUAGUUUCUGAGUAAGAUAAUGAGGUCAUUCUAAGGCGGCACGAAACUUAUUGGGGACAAAUCACUGGAAACAAAAGACUGAGGGAUGUCGAAUAGGUAAAGAAACCUCCUGCCCACAGGAAACAGUACAUGAACAUACAGGACCUUGCAAGUUUUUGAUUUAGUGUACCACUUCUACUUUUCAGUUGCUUUAAAGUCACUUUCUAUGCCUCUGCCUUUUUUCCUAAUUAUUUUUCCUUUUUCUUAUUAUUCAGUAAUUUUCUUCAUUUCCUCAUUUCUAUUCACUUAAUACGUACCCGUAAUAUUGCGAAUUUUCCCUGCUCCAUUUAGGUUCCCUCUCUUGUUACCUUUGAUCAUGAAGAAGGAGGUGGUAAGUUAUUGUUUUUGUCAUUGGUUUCGUUGUUGUUCGAAUAAAUAAAAUUUACUAGACCAGUCAUCAUUGUUGUAAAAUAUUUAAACUCAGGAAUGCAGGCUCUGUGGGUUUUGAAAACGUAGCAUUUAGUGACAGAGCAACGAGUUCUCAACACAAAGUCAUGAUAAUUUGCCUUACUUCAUGUGUUCAUAUAUUGGAGCAUGCCCAAAUCACACUCGAGAGUGAUGGCUUAUUGUCUGUUACGUAUCAGUAAACUCAAGGUACGUGUGUCUUUCCUUGUAAGGAAUUUGAUAGCCCAGAGUGUGAAACUUUCAAUUGUAAAGCAUUCAAAUGUAGAAUCAUCGUCAUGCAGCCUUGUUGCGGCUACAAGGAAGAAGAUACGCCAAUCUGCAAGUAGUACCGAGAUUGAAAAUGUUGCGAUGGAUUUUCCUUUUUAUUAUAUUUUUAUCAAGUUUGCAUAUUGCUGUUACACGUUUAUCUACAGUGAAAUUAUUUCUAUGCAGAAAGACUGGCAUUGUUUUUACGGUAUAAUCUAACCGACAGAAAAACACUACAAUCCCACAAACUCAACUACUUUAUUAAACAGCGAGCAAUGUUCUUACCAAGGAGCGACUUCUGAAAGCAUUAUUGUUAAUAAGCUUAAUUAAGCCCACCAUAGUUUAUACCCUAGCUCACCACUAACACAAUCUCACUGCUGCCUCCAAAGCUCCUUGAAAUGAGCAAUCUUCUGCAGUAACUCUCUCUCGGUGUAGCUUUCAAAACAGUCGUCGCUCCGACAACAAGAACUACCUCUAUUACUACAUAAGUGAGUUUUUAUACAUAUAUAUAUAUAUAUAUAUAUAUAUAUAUAUAUAUAUAUAUAUAUAUAUAUAUAUAUAUUCACAAAGCGUUCUGGAACAUUCCAGAAGCUUACGUGCCGGAACUAUUUUAGAAGUGUUACCGAAUAAAUGUGUUCCGGAAAGUUGUCUGGUCUGCAAGUCAGCACGACUCAGCAGUCUGGAAAUUUCUAGAAGCUUAUAUUUGCAACAAUUACUGAUAACAUUAUAUUUACUAGACAUCCUCUCUACCUAGUUAUAUUGUGAAAAAAAUAAAAAAUAACGAAUAAAAACUGGGCGCUAUCACUAAACCAACACCCGUGUAUCGUAAGCAACUAUCACCUAUUCCAGCAUUAGUGGCUGGAGACUGGUUAGGAGUCGUUAUUAAUGACCUUCAUUUUCAAGUUGAUUGUCAGGCCAUAUGCCAUAACACUUGGGCUAGUUCUCCACCCAGCCAUCUCAUUAACUUCAUUAUUAUGCAGAUAUUUGCGCCCAAAGUGUGAAACAUUCAACUGUAGAGCAUUCAAAUGUAGAAUCGUCGUCAUGCAGCCCUGUUGCGGCUACUAGGAAGAGGAAACGGCAAUCUGCAGGUAGUACCAACAUUGAAAUGUUGCGAUGGAUUUUCCUUUUUAUUGUACUUUAUCAAGUUUGCAUAUUGCUGUUACACGUUUAUCUAUGGUAAAAUAUUUUGCGGAAAGACUGGGAUUAUAUUUAUAAGACAUUCUUUACCCCUCGUUAUAAUGCGAAUAUUAUAAAAAAAUAAUGAAUUAAAACUGGGCGCUAUCACUAAUUCAACACCUGUAUAUCUUGAACAACUAUCACCUAUUCCAACAUUAGCGGCUGGAGACUAGCUAGGAGACUUUGUUAAUGACCUCUAUUUUCAAGGUGAUUUUCAGGUCAUACGCCAUAUAACCUGCGUUAGUGCUCAACCCUGCCAUCUUAUUAACUCCAUUAUUAUGCAGAUAUUUGCGCCCAAAGUGUGAAACAUUCAACUGUAAAGCAUUCAAAUGUGGAAUCAUCGUCACGUAGCCCUGUUGUGGUUCCUAGGAGGAGGAAACGGCAAUCUGCAGGUAGUACCGAGACUGAAAAUGUUGCGAUGGAUUUUCUUUUUUAUUUUUAUUAUUAUCAAGUUUUCAUAUUGUUGUUACACGUUUAUCUAUGAUGAUAUUUGCUUAUGCAGAAAGACUGACAUUAUAUUACUUGGACGUCCUUUACACCUCGUUAAAAUGCGAAUUGAAACAGGGCGCUAUCACUCAUCCAACACCCGUGCAUUUUGAACAACUAUCACCUAUUUCAGCAUUAGCGGCUGGAGACUAGCUAGGAGACGUUGUUAAUGAGUCUGGAAAAUUUCUGAGCGUUUUUUUUUUUUUUUUUUUUUUUUUUUAAGAGGUGGGAAAAUGGUUCUCCUGCUUCUGCAAAUAUCCCUUCGCUUAAGCCUGACAGUCUUCAAGGCCAACGAUUCGGUAUUGAUUGAUACCCAAAAGACAAGUCGCCUUUCGCCACAACUGUUCACCAUUCGCCAAAGCCCUGAUGCACCUUUCUAAUUUUUCCUUCUCCUCCCAUUAUUAUCCUCAGAUUUGAUUAAGGCUGAUGGACCAUCAGCUGACGAGUUAGAAGAUCUGUCUCUGGAACUUGGAGAAAAAUGGGAGGAAUUAGGUAGACGCCUGGGAUUCAAUCAAGCUGCGAUAAGUAACUUUGAUGAAGCUAAAAGGAGGCUGGCAAAGAAGGCUUUUGAAAUGUUAAUCGCUUGGAAACAAAAGGAAGGCUCAAAUGCCACAUAUAAAGUUUUGUACGAUGCCCUUUGUAACAAAAAGGUGCAAUGCAAACUUCUUGCAGAACAGUUUUGUUGCGAUAAGAUUGUAGGAAAUGCCUCUGCUUAG
Messenger RNA from Pocillopora meandrina, 4829 nucleotides. Lineage: Eukaryota; Metazoa; Cnidaria; Anthozoa; Scleractinia; Pocilloporidae. The record is from the annotation of a GenBank genome assembly.